Cheilinus undulatus (humphead wrasse) is the source of this 1739-nucleotide messenger RNA. RefSeq names its product CXXC-type zinc finger protein 5-like. Gene Ontology annotation, cellular component: nucleus. The record is from RefSeq and is a predicted model, not a curated record. The transcript is spliced from 2 exons. Gene Ontology annotation, molecular function: zinc ion binding; methyl-CpG binding. Bases 329 to 1222 code for a protein of 297 amino acids. Lineage: Eukaryota; Metazoa; Chordata; Actinopteri; Labriformes; Labridae.
GUUUGCAGACCCUCCGGGACGGAGAGGUGGAGGAGGAAUCGGCAGCUCCGCCGUUCAAAUACUAUAAUCAUCACGCCAUUAGUUCUUUACUUCAUCAAUUUCUUUUAUCCGGAUAUUAAAGACUAUAUAGAGAAGCUCUCCGGGACUCUGAGGCUGCUGCAGAGAAUGGGAAUAGGGACACAGGCCAAGGCUUGCCAUAUUGGCUGAAGUAACAGCAGGACAGUUGACAACCCUGCAUCAGCUUCAAUCCCCUUCUCCCUCACCUACACAAACACACAAACACGUAUAGCCUACAUAAGAAAAGACAACCCCACUCACAGCCAUUGCUAUGUCCACCGCGGUAGACAUCGCUGGCCCUUCCUCUCCCGAUCAGGCCCACAGCAGUGCUAAAAUCCCCAAUGAGCCAUUGAGACCCAGCCUUAAGCGCUCCCACCACCCCUACAGCCUCUCCCAUUACAUCUCCACCCCUUCCCCAGCCGUGGAUGUCAAAGACCUGAUCCAGCCUUCCCCAUCCCAGCAACGCACCACUCAGCCUGCAAACACAAAGUCUCGUCGAACUCCCUCCUGGCCUGAUAUGUGGGAGUCACCCAGUGGGCUCCACCUGGCCCAUGCCGCAGAGCUGCUGAUGCGCGCAGGGCUGCUGGCUUUAACCCCAGCCACCACAGAGCAGACUGGCCUGGGUGCACAGAGCAGCCAGCCAGCUAAGAGGGAGGCUGAAGAAUCAAAAGGGGAAAAGGGGGAUGGAGAGGGAGCAGGGUCUGGACCAGAGGAGGAGGAAGAGGACUCCUCUGGAUGUGGAACUGACUUCCAACCCUUUCUAGGUGCCUGGUUCCCUUUCAGUCCUGCUCUGUUCCCCCUGGCUGGCUUUCAGAUGGGGGGAGGCCACUGGAGGAGUGCAACCAUGGGGGCUGAGGGCAUGGAGGGGAUAGUAGCUGAGGGCUACUCUCCUGGCUCUAUGGGCGGGGGCAGCGGAGGGAGAAGGAAGAGGAAAAGGUGUGGUGAAUGUGUACCUUGUCGGCGUCAGACAAACUGUGAACAGUGCAGCAGCUGCCGCAAUCGCAAGAGGGGACACCAGAUCUGUAAAUACAGAAAGUGUGAGGAGCUAAAGAGAAAGCCGGGAGGUCCUGGGUUUGACAGCCGAGUGUCUGGGUUUGAUCUUAGGGGCUCUGAUUUUACUUUGGGUCUGGCACAGGAGAGAAGCAACAGCGCCUUGGAUGGAUAGUAAUGUGUGAAGAGGCAGCAUUUGUCAGAGGAUCCUAGCUGGAUGAUUGUUAAGGAGCUGCUGUUUAAUUAAACACACAGGACACCAUGAGCUCAGACUGUGAUUCAAAGACCUUCAGAUAUUCAGAUAUUGUGUUUAGCGAAGAGCUGCAGCUCUGUUUAAGAAUGUUCACACUUGUUCCUGUCCUUUCUUUUGACAAUCAGAGUGGAGAAGACAGAAAGAAGGAUACCAAUGUGUGUCAAUGUUUGGAUGACAACAAAAAGUGCUGUAAAUAGAUUGUAAAUAUCUGGAAACAUUAUGUCUUUUUUACAUCCCUGUCCAGUUUGGAUGUGUUAUGUUUCAACAUAAAAAGGAGCCAAAUGUUUUGUUUCUAAUGGGGAGGUUUGUUUUUGUUGUCCUGACUUCACUGCAUUAGUAAAAAAUGAAUGAGUUCAGCUGAGGCUAAAUUAUUUCAUGUGCAACUCGUACUGUAUAGCACUGUUUUCUCUUUUGAAAUAAAAGAAAUUGGCCAUGUUAA